AUGAUGUUUAACCCUGACGAUGAAAGUCCCCACCAGGAACACAACCGAGCUCUCCCCAACAAUGAGUCUCUAGAUCGCAAGAUCUCAGUCGUUCCUGACAGAGUGUCCUUACGGCCAAAUGAUGUCUUGUGCGGUCGCAGUAAAGAGUCGUUCAAUCACGCCGGAAACCGUCGCUUUCGAAACUUAGUUGCUGCCUCUCUGGCAGAGUACAAUGAAGCCACCAGUAAAUGGGCCAAGUCAAUGGUAGCUGCCCGGCUUGUAGGUGUUAUUAACAACGAAGGUGGGCGCUUUCUCAAGCAACGGAAAGGAAACGAAGAGGUGUGGUAUGAAAUCAGUACACAAGAUGCGAAGGCGAAAGUAUCGCAUGCCAUACGAGAUGCCAUUGCAGCCAAGGAGAAGUUCAAAGGCUCCAAAUCAGAUUCUUCUGUGGCCUCCAAUGUAGCAAAUUCCAAGAGCAAAGAAGAGCCAAACAAGAAGAUGGCGCAAGAUCAAGCGCACUCUCGCCCACCAGGGAUGCUUCCGCAUAGUGAGCCGUCCUCCUUGUCCUCCAUUGCAGGGCCCAUCAUUUCCAUGCCAGGUUUUCAACCCCACAUGGGCGUGAUUGGCGCAAGUGGACCCAACCGAAGUGUAGUUCAAGACCAGAUCCAAAAUCUCAGACACCAGCAUAUAAGAGCGCCCAACAUAACCCCGCCUCUAUUCGGUACAGCUGGUGCUUCACUAACUAGUCACCCAGGUAUGCCUCCACUUGGCAUGGGUAGCCAACAUCAAGGCCAUCCGUUUCCUCAUGGUCACCUACUAGGGACAACAGGUCCAGUCGUGCCUCCCCAUCGCGCUUCGAGACCACCGCAAGAGGCAAAGAAUAGUAGCAGUAGCAGUGAUGGUGAUGGUGAUGGUGACAACGAUUUCCUGUCCUUAAUCGACUCCGUGUUGGGGCCGAUGCCACCAGGUGAUGGAAAAGGAUGA
Seminavis robusta is the source of this 963-nucleotide messenger RNA. NCBI's taxonomy places the organism in Eukaryota, Bacillariophyta, Bacillariophyceae, Naviculales, Naviculaceae. The record is from the annotation of a GenBank genome assembly.